Messenger RNA from Daphnia pulicaria, 1187 nucleotides. Its product is annotated as salivary glue protein Sgs-3-like. Gene Ontology annotation, cellular component: extracellular region. Gene Ontology annotation, molecular function: chitin binding. Bases 106 to 1020 code for a protein of 304 amino acids. The transcript is spliced from 12 exons. Lineage: Eukaryota; Metazoa; Arthropoda; Branchiopoda; Diplostraca; Daphniidae. The record is from RefSeq and is a predicted model, not a curated record.
CACCGCGAGAAAAGUAGAACAUUACUCUUGAUCAGCGGCGCAACAACGAAGUUCCGAUAUAAAGUCACUUAUUGCUGUAUAGAACGGUCGCUUAUUUCACUUGUCAUGAAGAAUCAUUUUUCUUCGUUCCUCUUCGGGUUCAUUGUCCUAGCAUCUUUCCUGGCUGGCAAUGUGACCUGUGAGACAAAGUUGAAACAGGCAUCAUUCCUGAGCAAGGGUUUGAAUUCAAACUUACGAGGUCCAGGCGACAUUGAAAUUCGACCACUUUCUGCUCUGAGUGAACCAACUUUCACCUGUCCAAGUUCUGAAGGAUUCUUCCCCAUUCCAAACACCUGUGGGCCUGAUUUUUACGUUUGCAUUCUUGGAUCUCCAUACGUUUCGACUUGUCCUAAUGGAACGAUUUUCGAUCCCGUGACGAAAUUGUGCACACCCAUUCAGUGGGCCAGUUGCACACCCUUCACCUGUCCUGCUCCUGAUGGUUUUUUCCCCAUACCAGGCGCUUGCUCGAAUUCAUAUUACACUUGUGUCGGAAAUGUGGCCUAUCUACAGAAAUGCCCUGGAACUUCAAUUUUCGAUCCAGUACUGUAUAGCUGCGUAUCUGAGUCCACUGCUUCUUGCAAAGUCGCAACCACGACGACGGCAAAAACUACGACAACAACCCGCACAACAACAACGCCGACCACGACGACUACACCAACAACUACAACUACACGGACGACCACAACCCCAACAACCACGACUACACCAACGACCACAACACCAACAACCACGACUACACGAACGACAACCACAACAACUCCAAGGACGACCACGACUAAGCCAUCCACAACAACAACGGUGGGACCUUUCAAAUGUACGCAAGAGUACGGCUAUUAUCCCGUCCCAGGUGUCAGCUGCAGCACACAAUAUUACAUGUGCUCAAAUGCCAUUGCAUACCUUAUGACUUGCGCUUCGCCCACUUAUUACAACCCGUCCAUCCAGACAUGCGACUGGAAAGAAAAUGUUGCCGGUUGCCAGUAACGAUGACGAAGAGUUUCCGCUAGUUUGGCACUAUAUAUAAAGCCAGGAACCAGGAGUAGAUUGCAUACAACCAAUAAUGCUGCUAGAGCAGCAUUAUCUUUUACAUUUUCUAUUGUUUAAUCUUAAAAUGUUAUCCUAGUAGCCUAAUAGACGUUAUAGAAGAAUCA